This is a messenger RNA of Anisakis simplex (herring worm), 396 nucleotides long. The record is from the annotation of a GenBank genome assembly. NCBI's taxonomy places the organism in Eukaryota, Metazoa, Nematoda, Chromadorea, Rhabditida, Anisakidae.
GGUGAUAAGGAAGUGAUAACGUUGAGUGAUAAGGCAGAUAAUGAUUCUUGUUGCGGUUGCAGUGAAAUGCGGAAUUGUGCAUGUGAAAGUCACGUGGCCGAGUUUUUGGCCCGUUUGGAUAUUUUACCAAUGGAACAAGGCGUGCGGAUUGGUUUCAUAAGGCAGUUUUUGCUGGCAUUGGAGAAUAAGGCCAGGGCCUUCAUAACGUACGUUCAGGACGCAAGUAGACCGCGUGAUGGUGAUAAAGAGCACGCGUCCAGUUGUAAGUGGAGUUUGAGUGCGGCACGAAAGGCUUUAGACUUGUAUUCCGAGGCGUGGUUCGGCAUUGUUUUAGCUGUAGCUGACCGUCUGCAGCCGGAUUUAGCACGUUUCAUAUAUGAUUCGAGAAGUGGAUGA